GCGACCUCCCAUUGGCCUGCUCUUGCUAGGAGGCGGGGAGAAGGGGACAGGGCGUCAGGCGGACGUCCAGCCAAUCGCCGGGCCCACCGCGCGCGCCCCUGGUUGCCCCUGGAAACUUAACAGCCUGCAGCCGGGGUCCGCGGCGCCGGCCCGGAGGGAGGGAGAUGGACGACCGCUCCGACCACACUGGCGACCCCGAGAAGGAAGAUGGAGAUGUGGAGAGCCUGGCCUCACGGCUGUCCGGGAUCAAAACCAGCUCUGGCCCCCAGUCCCCGGCCGAACCCGCGGAGCCGGAGCCGGAGGCCGUAGAGGCUUCAGAGGAAGGCGCCGAGCCGGCCGAGUCCCAGGAACGGCCGGCUGCCACCGAGGUUGCUGACGAGAAGGGGCCCGGAGAGCCGGAGUGGCCGGCCGAGGCCGAGGCGGAGGCCGAGCCAGGGGACCUGGCGGAGGCCGGGCCUGAGGAGCCAGCCAAGCCGGAGCCCGAAGGCGGCCCCGAGGAACCAGAGAAGGAGGAGUGGGAGGAGAAGGAGGAGUGGGAGGAGGAGGAGGACGAGGACGAGGAGGAGGCGGAGGUGGCGGCGGAGCCGAGGAGGAAGGAAAUCCCAUCGCAGGUCUCUCUGCAGCAGGCCACGGCCGGCAAGGAAGAGGCUGCGCCAGGUCGAGAGGCUGAGCGCGAAGGACAGCUGGCGGAGGAAGGAGAAGAGAGCGAGGAGAGCGAGAAGAAGCUCGUGCAAGGAGGCCUGGGGAAGACCGAGGACGAGCUGGGGGAUUUGGACGAGGGGCUAGAGCUUGGGAGUUGCGAUUGGACUGAGGAGGUGCAGACGCAGCAGGAGCAGCAGCUGCGCGCCGAGCUCCUGGAACAGUACCGCUCCCUGAUGGUGGCGCGAGGCCGCUACCAGCGCUACAACAUCUACCUGCAGCACAAGAUCUUCGAGGCGCUGCGCAAGAAGAAGGGCCUGGAUGCAGCCGAGGUGCCCGAGAAGGGCGCGGAGCCUGAGGCCCCCGAGAAAGAGCAAGCAUACCUACGCCAUCUGGCCAUGCUGGAGGAUCUGAGGAAGCAGGAGUCAGAUGACCUGCGCUGGUACCACCGCGAGCUGGACCAGCUGAAGCAGCAGUGCAAAGAGAAGCUCUCCCGGGCGGAGAAGGAAUGGCGACGCUUGCAGGCACUCAAGAAGCAGGUGGUGAUGCAGGCCAUGGGCAGCUGUCGGACGAGGGGUGGUCGCCAGGCCGCUCUGCGAGAGGUGGAGCAGAUCCAGGCGUUGGAGGAUAAGAAGGAGAAGGAGAUAAGCGCCGUGAGGCUAGAGAACGUGCAGCUGAAGCAGAGUUUGGUGCAUUUUGAAAACAGGAUGAGGGCCCAGGAGGACCUGACAGAGGGCCUGCUCCUGAUAGAUUUUGAACAGCUUAAGAUUGAGAACCAGACCUUCAAUGAGAAAGUCGAGGAGCGAAAUGAGGCGCUUUUGAAACUGCGCAGCAAGGUGACCAACAAUGUGCAAAUAAUAACCCAUGUGAAGGAAAAGUUACACUUUGUGGACAUAGAAAAUGCAUGUAAAAAGUCAGAGCUUAUGGAGAUUGAGACUCAGGUGGCCCUAAAGAGGGACAUCUUGACCAAGACUAAGCAAGCCCGAGACAGCCUGCGGAUUGACAACAUCAAGCUGAAUCAGAAGUGCGGGCUUCUGGGCAAGGAAGCACUCCUUCGGGACAUGGAAGAGAAGGUGGACAGGACUGAAGAGCUCAACCAGCGCUUGGAAGCCCUGAAGCACCAUCACGCUGGGCUUAUUCUGUCCUGCAGAGGCGUGAAGCAGAAGAUCAGGGAGGCCAAAGCCUUUCUGCCUUCUUGACGGGAAGAGUCAGCAGAACGUCUUCAAUCUCAGCAAACUUCAUCCUUCGUUAACUCUUAUUCUCCAUUUCUUGCCAUUCUUACAAAGGCCUAUGAUGUUUGGGAUGGAAUUGUGUUUUGUAUUCUUAAUUUUUCAGCUUCCCAAUUAGUGCUGUGCACAAAAUUGAGUUAGCACUCAGUUCAUACAGGGUUAAGUAAAAUGGGUACAGAGGAACAAACAGGGAUGACUUACUCCUCAUAAAAAGCUGUCAAAAGCCCUUUUAUAUCUGAGCAAUUCCAUAAUUUCAGUGUCCUGACACUGAGGAGAACUGUUCUUCCUCCAUGUGUGAGAGGGUUCGACAAAUGGGCAGGGUGCCAACAACAUUCCUGUGCAUUAAGCUCAGUGUGAAAUCCCCUGUGAAUGCACUGAACUGUGUGGUCCUGAGUCGCCGGCUCAGUUCGAACCUCACUAACUCCCUUAGUCUAAAAUUGUUAUGCAUGUAAGUAGCACUAGCUUCUGGGGUAAUAAAAAAAUAGCCAGGAACAGGAGGAAUGAGAACCAGGGAAAGGAGCUGACGUUCCUUCGUCUCUCCUUUUCCAAUGAAAGGAGGCUCAGUCUGUCUGCUUAACUGUGAAUGUUUGUUUCUGGCUCAACGAGUCUUCAAUUCUAAUGAAACGUUUUCUUGGAUCCACGAAAGAAAUGCAUUGAUCUGUGCCAAAAAAUGAAAUUUUGUUUUCCAGUGAAGACAGAAUGGUGACUGUAUUGUGUAUUUCGCCAGGUGCAAAAUAUACGGACUGGCGACUGCCGACUGUCCAUAAGCCUUCUGUUUUCCGCGAGAUAUUUUCAGAUCUUGGACCCUCACUGUGCACAUGAUUUUCCUCUGUAUCAAAUAUUAAAAUGUCUCUCAUUCCUUGAGUUCAUGUAAGAAACCCCUGGUAGGUCUAUCUCCUUAACCUGGAAUCAGUGAUGAAUAUUUUCCGGUUUCUUUGAUGCUUUUGGGAGCUAGGGGCUUGGUUUUAUUUCUUCUUAAUCUUAGCUUGAAUUUUGAGAUGUGCAGAUUUGGGAUUAACAGUAUUCUCUCAUCCCUAAACUUAAGAAUAAGAAAGAUCAUAAGAAGGGUGAUCUCUUUUUUGGUGCUAAACACCUUUAGAAACCCUUCUUUCUCUAGGCAGAUGACUCAGUUGGUUGUGAGAAAAUCACAAUAACUUUCAUCUUUUGAUGACAUGAUUUUGUUUUCUAAAGUGUGUUCCCCUUA
Balaenoptera musculus (blue whale) is the source of this 3072-nucleotide messenger RNA. It is a transcript of the gene CFAP184, whose product is annotated as coiled-coil domain containing 96. Gene Ontology annotation, biological process: cilium assembly. The coding region runs from base 165 to 1838 and encodes 557 amino acids. Gene Ontology annotation, cellular component: ciliary basal body; axoneme. The record is from RefSeq and is a predicted model, not a curated record. The transcript has a single exon. Lineage: Eukaryota; Metazoa; Chordata; Mammalia; Artiodactyla; Balaenopteridae.